AUGUCACUCGACGCAUCCAAGCUUACCAUCACUAAAACCACCAACUCCAAGACCCCCUUGCCCAAGGAACAGCUUGUGUUCGGCAAGACGUUCACCGACCACAUGUUGGAGGUCGAAUGGACUGCCGAAAACGGGUGGGGUGCUCCCAAAAUCUCGCCCUACCACGCUCUUAGCCUCGACCCUGCCAGUAGUGUGUUCCACUACUCGUUCGAGCUCUUCGAGGGCAUGAAGGCGUACCGUGACACCCAUGGCAAGAUCAGAACAUUCAGACCCGACAAAAACAUGGCCAGAAUGAACCGUUCGGCCAAGAGAGCUGCUUUGCCUCAGUUCGAAGGCGAUGAGCUCUUGAAAUGUAUCGACGAGCUCUUGAAGGUGGACGAAAAGUUCAUUCCCGAGGGUUACGGCUACUCACUCUAUUUGCGUCCCACACUCAUCGGGACCACCAGCAGCUUGGGCGUGGCCAAGCCUGACAGAGCCCUCUUGUUCGUGAUUGCGUCUCCCGUGGGUCCCUACUUCAGUGGAGGCUUCAAGCCUGUGUCUUUACAGGCCACUGACUACGCAGUCAGAGCCUGGCCAGGAGGUGUGGGUGAGUACAAGUUGGGUGCAAACUACGUGUCGUGCAUCGAGCCCCAGUCAGUGGCUGCAACCAAGGGCCACUCUCAGAACUUGUGGUUGUUUGGCGAGGAAGGCUACAUCACCGAGGUUGGAGCCAUGAACUUCUUCAUUGUGUUCCAGAAGGACGGCAAGAAGGAGUUGGUCACAUCUCCAUUGGACGGAACCAUCUUGCCUGGUGUGACCAGAGACUCCACGCUUGCGUUGGCCAAGGCCAGGUUGGACUCGUCAUGGGAGGUCAACGAGCGUAAGAUCACCAUCCACGAGGUGCAGGAAAGAGCUGCCAAGGGCGAAGUGGUGGAGGCUUUCGGCACAGGUACUGCUGCCAUUGUGUCACCCAUCAGCAACAUCGAGUUCCACGGUGCGGACAUUGCCAUUCCUGUCGUGGGAGGCACUGCCGGUGAGUUGACCCAGCAGAUCGAAAAGUGGAUCAGGGAAAUCCAAUAUGGUGACGUGGAGUUCGAGGACUGGUCCAGAGUUAUCGUAUAA
Messenger RNA from Suhomyces tanzawaensis NRRL Y-17324, 1101 nucleotides. It is a transcript of the gene BAT22, whose product is annotated as Bat22p. Gene Ontology annotation, molecular function: branched-chain-amino-acid:2-oxoglutarate transaminase activity. The transcript has a single exon. The record is from RefSeq and is a predicted model, not a curated record. NCBI's taxonomy places the organism in Eukaryota, Fungi, Ascomycota, Pichiomycetes, Serinales, Debaryomycetaceae. Bases 1 to 1101 code for a protein of 366 amino acids. Gene Ontology annotation, biological process: L-leucine biosynthetic process; L-valine biosynthetic process. Gene Ontology annotation, cellular component: mitochondrion.